UGAAGUGAGCCUUUAUUAGUCGGGACCGUUUGGAUCUUAUCUCGCAUAUGACACUCGUUGGAAGAAAGACUGGAGCAAAAAAGAGGGGGAUUAUCUGUGAGCUGCCUUCCGAUCCACUGAUUCCUGACACGGGGAGAGACGCGCUUAUCUCGCUCCUUUAUCUCCAUGUUCCACAGGCGGAUGGACGAGUAGCCCUGGCUGCACUUUCACCACUAUCUCCCCAUCUCGUCUAUUGUCUCUGCAUCGCUGGGAUCACACGGGGGGCUGCCUGAUCCCUGCUCACAUCAUUGCUAUCUUUUUUUUAAUCGGCACGAUCACUAACAUUUGAUCCGCAAACAUUUCCCUGCUUGACGUUUAACCCCUGUAUGAUUCCCAUGUCGCAAAUCCGUGGCUAAGAAAGUAAAAAAUUGUUUUUUACAAUUGUUUUUUUCGUUUUCGUGAGACUCUCUUUAACAUCUGACGGUUGUUUGGCCAGUGGAAUAUGAGUUAAUCUGGAGUUGAGGCUCCGCUCAACAGCGUUUUAAGUUGGUUUCAAGAAAAAAUAGCCUCCAACUCUUUGUCAAGCAGCUUCUUACGGAGGAGUGACAGCCAACAGCGGACAAUAAAAAUGAUGCUGAGCCCGGACCAGGCUGAGGCGGACCUGUCCUGGACUCAGUCCGACCCGGAGACGAUGCUCAACGGCCUCAAGUCGGUCGGCUGUGCCUCGGACGAGCCGGCGGAGGGCGAGGACAGGGCCAAAUGUAAAGCCGAGCAGCCCCUGAGCAGGGAGGAAAAGAGGAGGAGGCGGAGGGCCACGGCCAAGUACCGCUCGGCCCACGCCACCAGAGAGAGGAUCCGGGUGGAGGCGUUCAACGUGGCCUUCGCGGAGCUGAGGAAGUUACUCCCCACCUUGCCCCCAGACAAGAAACUCUCCAAGAUCGAGAUUCUCAGACUGGCUAUAUGCUAUAUCUCUUAUCUCAAUCACGUGCUGGAUGUCUAAAAGUCACCCCCGCCUCCACGAGCACCACAGAGGUGCUCGGGUCGGUAGACUGGACUCAAGCGCAUGCUGGGCGUCAAUUGGGUACGACACGGUUGGCACGUAUAGGCUCGACUGCUAAAGGAGAAAAUUGAAAGCAGAUGUUUGUAGCUCUCCAUAGCUGAUAUUUGAUGCAGACAUCCACUACUUAAAUUCCCCAGCUUUCAGCAGGUAAAAUGAAAUAAGUUCUUGGUAUCCACAACUCUCUCAUGAGAUAAGUUACAAGAUUAAAACAAAUCGGAAUAAACGUUCUAAUUAAUACAAGUUAGGAAUUAUUUUAGGGAGCAACCUGAUAUAAAAAUCAGAACUGGCUCAGUGGGUCUAACACCUGUGAUCAUGAUCUGACUUCAGCUUUGAGAUUUUAAUUACACACCAAUAAAGUCAGCAAACUUGAACCCGUUAAAAAAAUCCAACCAAUUCAGCAUUCAGGGCCAAACUCUCUAAAAUAAUGUUUUCCACCGAAUUCAACCAUCUUGCCCCCGGGUGCUGGGAGUUUGCCAUACAGCACCUUAUAGGUGACUGAGUUGACCCAGUGUGAGUGAUGAUUUAUUACGAUGGUGCAAAGUUGCUCUACUCAACCUUCAGUCCAGACUCACUGAACAAAAGCAACAAGCACCGAGUUGUUUGAGCUCGUAGAUGCAAUAAUAAGGAUUAUUUUCCGAUAUACAGUGGGGGAGGAUGGGGGAGGAUGGGCUGGAAGAACACCGCGGGCAUUCAUGUUUCCUUCACAAGAGUGAUAGAGGAUGGAAAUUGUGU
Monopterus albus (swamp eel) is the source of this 1771-nucleotide messenger RNA. Its product is annotated as helix-loop-helix protein 2-like. The record is from RefSeq and is a predicted model, not a curated record. Gene Ontology annotation, biological process: regulation of transcription by RNA polymerase II. Bases 608 to 979 code for a protein of 123 amino acids. Gene Ontology annotation, molecular function: protein dimerization activity; DNA-binding transcription factor activity, RNA polymerase II-specific; RNA polymerase II cis-regulatory region sequence-specific DNA binding. The transcript has 2 exons. NCBI's taxonomy places the organism in Eukaryota, Metazoa, Chordata, Actinopteri, Synbranchiformes, Synbranchidae.